AAAACACAUGGUGGCUCCCUGUCUCGCGUGCGGACGACGUGGGCUGCCAUGGAGACCGAGGGUGUCAAUUUACGCAGCGAAAUAACACUUCUUUCGCAGAUAGACCAAAAGUGCAAUGGUGCCUUCCAGAAGUUCUUGGAUAUUGAGGAAUGGGACAAAAACCAAUGGGAGGAGGUGCUCACUGCAGUGGCAGCUGCACUCUUAGACCCAGACUUGACUCUCCUGGUUGGAGCAAAUCUGCGACCAUGGAUAUUGGAGCUGCUGUCUCAUGCCAAAGAGGUUGUGAAGAAACUUGAUGCACAUCCUGCUUUCUGUGUUAGUCUUAGCAAGCUUGUCACUGUCAGCAAUGAUGUCAGCAGAUUUGUACUCAAGUAUUUCCAGAGUGCUCCUGCACCAUUCCAUGAGCAGGAAGGAAAUUCCUGUGAACCAAAACAAAAGAAACGCAAAAAUGGUCAUGAGCUUCAGAAGCAUUGCGUUACAGAUGUUGACAUAGCAAAGGCAACAUACAUAUUGCUACAGCAUGUUGGAGAAGACCUGAUUUACCUGUGGAAAUGGUCAGAUAUAUUACCAUUCUUAAAUCACAGUUCAGAAGAAGUGAGAUGGCUGAUGUGUCAGUGUAUAGCAAUUUUAUCCAGAAUGACUGAAUUGCAAAAAGAGUCUUUAAUAAGAAAGCAUGUCCCUGAGGAAGUACACAUUAGCUUGUCUGUAGAGAAUACCAUGACUUCAAAACCAAAGUUACCAGAAAUAUUGGGAGAGACCAGAGAAAUGACUGAGUGUCAGCAGUUCCAACACACUGUUGCAGUUGGGCUUGUGGCACUACCAGUCUAUAGCAAGGAGGAACAGAAAGAGGAAGGAUGCUUAGUUAAGGUUCCUUCGACCAGGCGCAACCUUGAAUGUCUAGCACUGGCAGUAAGCAGAGGUGAUCCAGUAUUAAUAGAAGGAGUUGUUGGAAGUGGGAAGACCUCAUUGGUGGAGCAUUUAGCAUGCAUUACAGGAAGAACAAAAGCUCCUAUGUUGAUAAAGGUUCAGCUUGGAGACCAAACAGACAGCAAGACACUCCUUGGAACUUACUGUUGUACACAGACACCUGGAGAAUUUAUAUGGAGACCAGGCUCAGUAACACAGGCUGUGACAGAAGGCUACUGGCUACUUUUAGAGGAUCUGGACUAUGCUCCCAUGGAUGUCAUAUCAAUCUUGGUUCCACUUCUUGAGACCAGAACACUGCCUCUACCAGGUCACGGAAAUGUACGAGCCCAUCCAGACUUCCAGCUCUUUGCCACGCGACGGACUCUAGGAGGAGCCAAGAUGGUCAGUGGAAAUGCAGGAUUGUUAGAGAAGCUCUGGCUGAAGAUUACACUGGAAACACUGAAGCAUUCUGAACUGAAGGAGAUUGUGACUACCAGGUGGCCUGUCCUUGAAACUAUAACAGACAAACUAGUUGGAACAUAUCUAAUGAUGUCUGCUGGACACCACGAAGAUGACAGGUCCCAUGUAAGUCAGGAUGACAUAGUAGAUUUGACCACUGUUAAGGUGUCUGGCCGCCUAGUAUCCACAAGGGACCUCAUGAAGUGGUGCGCAAGGGUGUCUGAGCACAUAGAGAACAAGGAUAGCGAUUUAGCUCAGAGGGCUUUCCAGGUACCAUUUUCUUUUCUAUAUGGCACCAUGAACCCUGGUGGAGAUUAUGGCAAGAAGGAACUGUCCCCUGCUCUCAGAAAUCGCUUCACUGAAAUUUGGUGUCCAAAAGUUGAGAUUGGGAGACCUUCAUCUGGUGUCCUGGAGAUCAUUGAACAUAAUGUGAAGGAGGGAAUCAUCCUUAAUAGUGAGGAUAAUACAAGUGGAUUUGGAAAAGCGAUGUUUCAGUUUCUGGAGCACUUCAUCCAAACGGAAUUAGGAAGUAAGUGUGUUAUAAGCAUAAGAGACUUGCUGUCCUGGGUUACUUUCAUAAACAAAGUCACAGAAUCUGAAUGCUUAGAUCCUGGGUUAGCUUAUAUCCAUGGAGCAUGUCUUGUUUUGCUUGAUGGACUGGGAUCAGGACGCACUGGCACAGGAUUGAAAGGAUGGAGAAAGUUGAGAGAAGGAUGCCUCAGUUAUCUCUGUCAGCAAGUUUGGCAGAAGACUGGUGUACAACCAAAUACAGUAACACUAGAUGGAAAAUUGGGGAUGCAGCUGAAUUUUGUAAACAGUGAUACACAUUUUGGUAUUGAGCCAUUCAUUAUACCUAAAGGACCAGUCAAAGAAAACAAAGCAAUGAUGUUUACCUUCAAAGCUCCCAGAACCUGUGUAAAUCUCCUCCGUUUGUUGCGAGGAUUACAGCUUUCAAAACCAUUGUUGCUGGAAGGCAGCCCAGGUGUAGGAAAAACCAGUCUAGUGAUUGCUUUAGCAAAGAGUUCUGGAAAUAACAUUGUAAGAAUCAAUUUGUCAGAGCAGACAGAUGUAAGUGAUCUCUUUGGUGCUGACUUGCCUGUGGAAGGUGGAGAAGGAGGAAAAUUUGCAUGGCGAGAUGGACCUUUGCUCCAGGCCCUUCGUGAGGGAUCAUGGGUAGUUCUGGAUGAACUGAAUCUUGCAUCUCAGUCAGUACUGGAAGAAUUAGGCAAAGUGUUUAAAAUUGAACAUCAGACUACCAAGAUAUUUGCUUGCCAGAACCCCCAGUUUCAGGGAGGAGCUAGGAAAGGUCUACCAAAGUCUUUCCUCAACAGAUUUACACAGGUUCACAUUGAGCCACUUUCUGCCGCCGAUCUAGAGUUCAUCCUGGGGAUUUUGUAUGAGAGUCUUCCCCAGGAGAUCAUUGCAAAAAUGGUAAAGUUCAAUACAGAACUUGUGCAGGAGAUAUCAGAGCAAGGUCUUUGGGGACACUGUGGUGGGCCAUGGGAGCUCAACCUUCGAGACAUGUGCAGUGAUGGAAAGCAGUCCUUUAUCACCCUUCGUGACCUGUUCCGCUGGGCUGAGCGUUACCGUCUCGCUCCAAAACAGACCACUAAAUACUACGAUUGGAACCAGCACCUCGUGGAUGAAGGCUACCUAGUGUUAGCAGGAAGAGUGAGAGUGGAGGAGGAAGUGGAAGCCAUUCAGACAGUACUUGAAAAGAGGUUCGGCAAGGCAGUAGAUGUGGAAUCACUGUUUGUACUCUCAGAGAAAACAUCACCAGUCACAAAAGAAUGUCUAGAAAAAUUGUCGACAGUCAAAGGCUUUGAGCAUGUUGUUUGGACACAAGACAUGAGUCGACUCUAUGUCCUGGCAGCCAAGUCGUUAAGCUUCAAAGAGCCAGUGUUGCUAGUAGGAGAAACAGGUUGUGGCAAGACAACUGUAUGCCAGAUGAUAGCAGCUCAAAAACAUCAGGAGCUUUUCACUAUCAACUGCCACAUGCAUACUGAAGGAGCUGACUUCCUUGGUGGAUUGCGUCCUGUGAGAUCACGCACAGAAGAAGACGACCGAUUGUUUGAAUGGGUGGAUGGGCCCUUGAUUCUGUCUAUGAGGGAUGGUGGCAUGUUUCUGGCUGAUGAAAUUUCACUUGCUGAUGACAGUGUUCUGGAAAGACUCAACUCUGUUCUUGAGCCAGAGCGUAUGCUGGUUCUGGCUGAGAAGGGGACAGAUGGAGUGGAGUAUGAAAGCAAUCCUGACAUUAUAUAUGCUCAUGAGGACUUCAGACUCAUUGGCACCAUGAACCCUGGUGGAGAUUAUGGCAAGAAGGAACUGUCCCCUGCUCUCAGAAAUCGCUUCACUGAAAUUUGGUGUCCAAAAGUUGAGAUUGGGAGACCUUCAUCUGGUGUCCUGGAGAUCAUUGAACAUAAUGUGAAGGAGGGAAUCAUCCUUAAUAGUGAGGAUAAUACAACUGGAUUUGGAAAAGCAAUGUUUCAGUUUCUUGAGCACUUCAUCCAAACGGAAUUAGGAAGUAAGUGUGUUAUAAGCAUAAGAGACUUGCUGUCCUGGGUUACUUUCAUAAACAAAGUCACAGAAUCUGAAUGCUUAGAUCCUGGGUUAGCUUAUAUCCAUGGAGCAUGUCUUGUUUUGCUUGAUGGACUGGGAUCAGGACGCACUGGCACAGGAUUGAAAGGAUGGAGAAAGUUGAGAGAAGGAUGCCUCAGUUAUCUCUGUCAGCAAGUUUGGCAGAAGACUGGUGUACAACCAAAUACAGUAACACUAGAUGGAAAAUUGGGGAUGCAGCUGAAUUUUGUAAACAGUGAUACACAUUUUGGUAUUGAGCCAUUCAUUAUACCUAAAGGACCAGUCAAAGAAAACAAAGCAAUGAUGUUUACCUUCAAAGCUCCCAGAACCUGUGUAAAUCUCCUCCGUUUGUUGCGAGGAUUACAGCUUUCAAAACCAUUGUUGCUGGAAGGCAGCCCAGGUGUAGGAAAAACCAGUCUAGUGAUUGCUUUAGCAAAGAGUUCUGGAAAUAACAUUGUAAGAAUCAAUUUGUCAGAGCAGACAGAUGUAAGUGAUCUCUUUGGUGCUGACUUGCCUGUGGAAGGUGGAGAAGGAGGAAAAUUUGCAUGGCGAGAUGGACCUUUGCUCCAGGCCCUUCGUGAGGGAUCAUGGGUAGUUCUGGAUGAACUGAAUCUUGCAUCUCAGUCAGUACUGGAAGUGAAUGCCUGCUUUGAUCACAGAGGAGAGAUUUUUGUGCCAGAAUUAGGCAAAGUGUUUAAAAUUGAACAUCAGACUACCAAGAUAUUUGCUUGCCAGAACCCCCAGUUUCAGGGAGGAGCUAGGAAAGGUCUACCAAAGUCUUUCCUCAACAGAUUUACACAGGUUCACAUUGAGCCACUUUCUGCCGCCGAUCUAGAGUUCAUCCUGGGGAUUUUGUAUGAGAGUCUUCCCCAGGAGAUCAUUGCAAAAAUGGUAAAGUUCAAUACAGAACUUGUGCAGGAGAUAUCAGAGCAAGGUCUUUGGGGACACUGUGGUGGGCCAUGGGAGCUCAACCUUCGAGACAUGUGCAGGAGGAAAGUGGAAGCCAUUCAGACAGUACUUGAAAAGAGGUUCGGCAAGGCAGUAGAUGUGGAAUCACUGUUUGUACUCUCAGAGAAAACAUCACCAGUCACAAAAGAAUGUCUAGAAAAAUUGUCGACAGUCAAAGGCUUUGAGCAUGUUGUUUGGACACAAGACAUGAGUCGACUCUAUGUCCUGGCAGCCAAGUCGUUAAGCUUCAAAGAGCCAGUGUUGCUAGUAGGAGAAACAGGUUGUGGCAAGACAACUGUAUGCCAGAUGAUAGCAGCUCAAAAACAUCAGGAGCUUUUCACUAUCAACUGCCACAUGCAUACUGAAGGAGCUGACUUCCUUGGUGGAUUGCGUCCUGUGAGAUCACGCACAGAAGAAGACGACCGAUUGUUUGAAUGGGUGGAUGGGCCCUUGAUUCUGUCUAUGAGGGAUGGUGGCAUGUUUCUGGCUGACGAAAUUUCACUUGCUGAUGACAGUGUUCUGGAAAGACUCAACUCUGUUCUUGAGCCAGAGCGUAUGCUGGUUCUGGCUGAGAAGGGGACAGAUGGAGUUGAGUAUGAAAGCAAUCCUGACAUUAUAUAUGCUCAUGAGGACUUCAGACUCAUUGGCACCAUGAACCCUGGUGGAGAUUAUGGCAAGAAGGAACUGUCCCCUGCUCUCAGAAAUCGCUUCACUGAAAUUUGGUGUCCAAAAGUUGAGAUUGGGAGACCUUCAUCUGGUGUCCUGGAGAUCAUUGAACAUAAUGUGAAGGAGGGAAUCAUCCUUAAUAGUGAGGAUAAUACAAGUGGAUUUGGAAAAGCGAUGUUUCAGUUUCUGGAGCACUUCAUCCAAACGGAAUUAGGAAGUAAGUGUGUUAUAAGCAUAAGAGACUUGCUGUCCUGGGUUACUUUCAUAAACAAAGUCACAGAAUCUGAAUGCUUAGAUCCUGGGUUAGCUUAUAUCCAUGGAGCAUGUCUUGUUUUGCUUGAUGGACUGGGGAUCAGGACGCACUGGCACAGGAUUGAAAGGAUGGAGAAAGUUGAGAGAAGGAUGCCUCAGUUAUCUCUGUCAGCAAGUUUGGCAGAAGACUGGUGUACAACCAAAUACAGUAACACUAGAUGGAAAAUUGGGGAUGCAGCUGAAUUUUCUUUCAAAACCAUUGUUGCUGGAAGGCAGCCCAGGUGUAGGAAAACCAGUUUAGUGAUUGCUCUAGCAAAGAGUUCUGGAAAUAACAUUGUAAGAAUCAAUUUGUCAGAGCAGACAGACGUAAGUGAUCUCUUUGGUGCUGACUUGCCUGUGGAAGGUGGAGAAGGAGGAAAAUUUGCAUGGCGAGAUGGACCUUUGCUCCAGGCCCUUCGUGAGGGAUCAUGGGUAGUUCUGGAUGAACUGAAUCUUGCAUCUCAGUCAGUACUGGAAGAACCCCAGUUUCAGGGAGGAGCUAGGAAAGGUCUACCAAAGUCUUUCCUCAACAGAUUUACACAGGUUCACAUUGAGCCACUUUCUGCCGCCGAUCUAGAGUUCAUCCUGGGGAUUUUGUAUGAGAGUCUUCCCCAGGAGAUCAUUGCAAAAAUGGUAAAGUUCAAUACAGAACUUGUGCAGGAGAUAUCAGAGCAAGGUCUUUGGGGACACUGUGGUGGGCCAUGGGAACUCAACCUUCGAGACAUGUGCAGUGAUGGAAAGCAGUCCUUUAUCACCCUUCGUGACCUGUUCCGCUGGGCUGAGCGUUACCGUCUCGCUCCAAAACAGACCACUAAAUACUACGAUUGGAACCAGCACCUCGUGGAUGAAGGCUACCUAGUGUUAGCAGGAAGAGUGAGAGUGGAGGAGGAAGUGGAAGCCAUUCAGACAGUACUUGAAAAGAGGUUCGGCAAGGCAGUAGAUGUGGAAUCACUGUUUGUACUCUCAGAGAAAACAUCACCAGUCACAAAAGAAUGUCUAGAAAAAUUGUCGACAGUCAAAGGCUUUGAGCAUGUUGUUUGGACACAAGACAUGAGUCGACUCUAUGUCCUGGCAGCCAAGUCGUUAAGCUUCAAAGAGCCAGUGUUGCUAGUAGGAGAAACAGGUUGUGGCAAGACAACUGUAUGCCAGAUGAUAGCAGCUCAAAAACAUCAGGAGCUUUUCACUAUCAACUGCCACAUGCAUACUGAAGGAGCUGACUUCCUUGGUGGAUUGCGUCCUGUGAGAUCACGCACAGAAGAAGACGACCGAUUGUUUGAAUGGGUGGAUGGGCCCUUGAUUCUGUCUAUGAGGGAUGGUGGCAUGUUUCUGGCUGACGAAAUUUCACUUGCUGAUGACAGUGUUCUGGAAAGACUCAACUCUGUUCUUGAGCCAGAGCGUAUGCUGGUUCUGGCUGAGAAGGGGACAGAUGGAGUUGAGUAUGAAAGCAAUCCUGACAUUAUAUAUGCUCAUGAGGACUUCAGACUCAUUGGCACCAUGAACCCUGGUGGAGAUUAUGGCAAGAAGGAACUGUCCCCUGCUCUCAGAAAUCGCUUCACUGAAAUUUGGUGUCCAAAAGUUGAGAUUGGGAGACCUUCAUCUGGUGUCCUGGAGAUCAUUGAACAUAAUGUGAAGGAGGGAAUCAUCCUUAAUAGUGAGGAUAAUACAAGUGGAUUUGGAAAAGCGAUGUUUCAGUUUCUGGAGCACUUCAUCCAAACGGAAUUAGGAAGUAAGUGUGUUAUAAGCAUAAGAGACUUGCUGUCCUGGGUUACUUUCAUAAACAAAGUCACAGAAUCUGAAUGCUUAGAUCCUGGGUUAGCUUAUAUCCAUGGAGCAUGUCUUGUUUUGCUUGAUGGACUGGGAUCAGGACGCACUGGCACAGGAUUGAAAGGAUGGAGAAAGUUGAGAGAAGGAUGCCUCAGUUAUCUCUGUCAGCAAGUUUGGCAGAAGACUGGUGUACAACCAAAUACAGUAACACUAGAUGGAAAAUUGGGGAUGCAGCUGAAUUUUGUAAACAGUGAUACACAUUUUGGUAUAGAACCAUUCAUUAUACCUAAAGGACCAGUCAAAGAAAACAAAGCAAUGAUGUUUACCUUCAAAGCUCCCAGAACCUGUGUAAAUCUCCUCCGUUUGUUGCGAGGAUUACAGCUUUCAAAACCAUUGUUGCUGGAAGGCAGCCCAGGUGUAGGAAAAACCAGUUUAGUGAUUGCUCUAGCAAAGAGUUCUGGAAAUAACAUUGUAAGAAUCAAUUUGUCAGAGCAGACAGACGUAAGUGAUCUCUUUGGUGCUGACUUGCCUGUGGAAGGUGGAGAAGGAGGAAAAUUUGCAUGGCGAGAUGGACCUUUGCUCCAGGCCCUUCGUGAGGGAUCAUGGGUAGUUCUGGAUGAACUGAAUCUUGCAUCUCAGUCAGUACUGGAAGGUUUGAAUGCCUGCUUUGAUCACAGAGGAGAGAUUUUUGUGCCAGAAUUAGGCAAAGUGUUUAAAAUUGAACAUCAGACUACCAAGAUAUUUGCUUGCCAGAACCCCCAGUUUCAGGGAGGAGCUAGGAAAGGUCUACCAAAGUCUUUCCUCAACAGAUUUACACAGGUUCACAUUGAGCCACUUUCUGCCGCCGAUCUAGAGUUCAUCCUGGGGAUUUUGUAUGAGAGUCUUCCCCAGGAGAUCAUUGCAAAAAUGGUAAAGUUCAAUACAGAACUUGUGCAGGAGAUAUCAGAGCAAGGUCUUUGGGGACACUGUGGUGGGCCAUGGGAACUCAACCUUCGAGACAUGUGCAGAUGGUGUGAUAUCAUGUUAAAACACCAGUCAGAAAGCAGUUUUAACCCAGGCGAGUAUGUUGGAAUCAUAUACUCGGACCGCAUGAGAACUGCAGCAGAUAAGGAAAACGUCUUCACAGUUUACAACCGUAUCUUUGGAGAGGCUUACCCAAGCUACCAGAGUGUUGGAAGAUUCCAUGUGACGCAGAAGACAGUUCAAGUCGGGCAUUCCUUUAUUGAUCGAAAGACAGAUGGAGAUUAUAGUCGUGAGGACAACAGUGGAGAACUUUUUGUUAUUCACCAUCAGUUGCCAACCAUAGAGAGCUUGAUAAGCUGUGUGAACAUGAACUGGAUGGCAUUGAUGGUGGGAGCUUCAGGUGUUGGAAAAACAUCAGUGGUAAAGCUGCUAGCCAGGUUGACUGGUAACCAGCUUUACACAUUCACAGUUAACUCUGAUAUGGAUGUCACUGAACUGCUUGGAGGCUUUCAACAGGUUGAUUAUGGGAGAUCUUUAGGAGAUAUAGUAGAACAAACAGAAAACGCAGUUUCAGCAGCUAUGAGACAGUUGAUGUUAGCCAAUUCCAGUGCACAUGCCAAAGAGAUCCUGAAGUCAUGGGAACUGUUCACCUCUGUGCAUAAUGACAAGACAACUAGAACAACCUCUGGAGAAGUGGAGCACUUCCUUCAUCGUUGUGAUCUUUUGCUAGACCUUUUACAGUUGUUGACAGAGAUAAGUGAGAAUGAUAAGCUACAGGACAAAUCCCCAGUUAAGGCUAGACCAAAAAAGAGAAGGAAAUCAGAGCAGAAGUUCCAGGCUGUGAGUGAUAAUGGCAAGGGCCUUGAAGAGCUUGUUAACAUUUCAAAGAUGAUAAGUGACGUGAAGAAGCUACAGAAUCAGGUUAAGGAGGCUGGCAUAAUAUCAGGGGGUGGCACCUUCCAGUGGGUUGACUCUAUCCUUGUCAAGGCUGUACGAGAAGGCUACUGGCUGUUAGUGGAGGGAGUAAAUGUCUGCUCUCCAUCUGUACUGGAUCGUUUGAAUGCUCUUCUGGAACCUGGAGGAGUCCUGACUAUCAGUGAAAGGGGCGUCGUAGAUGGCGCUGUCCCGUUUGUAACACCACACAAAGAUUUCCGUCUCUUCCUUGCCAUGGAUCCACAAAAUGGAGAGAUAUCACGAGCAAUGAGAAACCGUGGCAUUGAAAUUUGUUCUGUGAACACAUGGACGAAACCACAGGACUUCCGUGCCUUAUUGCUUCAGAAUGGCAUAACAUCUUCAAAACUACAGAAUACCCUGUAUGAGAGUUACAGACUGCUUACAACAGAGCUCCCAGUACAUGAGCGACCAAGUAUUUGCCAGUUCAAGCAAACAGCAUCUAUGGUGAACCAGUUAGUCCAGCGGGGUUUUGGAGGAGAAUUGGCCGUUAGAAAAGCUUUGGCUGUAGUCUACAUCAGAUCUCAAGGAAAGGCACAGUUACAGGAUGAAAUCAAUCACAUUCUACAUGUAAUACCAGACUUCUUGGAAAAAUCCAUGAACCUUCCUUGGCCUCUAUACGAGCAUCAGACCUUGAGUACAUGCAGGCUGAGUGGAGGAAGCAGCUUAGCACAUGCAAAAGUGCUUUCAUCACUUCUACAUUCCAUCAUUCUGGCUCAGAUAUACCCAGAAUCUGCAGAGGCAUGUGGUUCAGAAACCCUGCCAGUAACCUGUCCUCUCCCUGUAAUGCCAAACAGUGUAAAGAAUUGCUUAGCUCUCAUUCUGACCUUGACACCCCUGGACAAUUGGCAAAUGAUCCACAAAUUGCUGGAGAAGCUAAUCAGCAAGCUUCCUCAGAAAGCAAAGCCUCUUGGGGAGUUGGUGGUGUCUGUUUUACAGUCGAUUGUUUCACAGAAAGUGUGCAAAGCAUCUGAAACCUUACAAGCUUGUUUGGGAAAUUUCCUUGCUGUUGAUCCACGUUUCAAUGUACAUUCUCUAGAAGUGCAAGGAAGUAACAAGUCAGAAGUUGAUGUUGAAGGUCUUGCAAAUAAAUCAAAAGUGUGGAUAUGUAAAAGUGUGAAUCAAUAUUUUGAAGAAGAUCCUGAGGACAAGAAAGAAGAUGAGAAGAAAAAAAUGGAUGCCAUGACACUAUUAGAGAUUUCUGAAUCCAUCAGCAAGGGUCGUGCAGGGAAACACCUGAUUCAUCAUCCCUCGAUUCCAUUGCUAUAUCCAUUCUUAAAGGGCAUUGAUCAGCUCAUCUCAGCCCUCACCGAUAACACACAGGUGCCUCUCACAGAUCUCGAAUGGUGUCACUUAGCGAGUUCCCUGCACUGGCAAAACCGGCUGACUAAGCUCUGUUCUAAAGUCAUUGAAAAGUCCAGGUUUCAUUUGUUUUUUGGAAAUGCUUACUUACCAGAAGUCACUGCAACAUUAAGUAAAGCAAGAAAGCCCAUUGACAAGGAAGUAAAAGGCUUUGUGAAAAUUGCACAGUGGCGUGAUAUCAACUUCUUCUCUGUACGUGAGUCUGUGAAUAAGAGCCAUCGGACUUUGCAUCGUCAUAUGCGUAGUUGGGAGAAGAAGCUCAGGCAGCCUGCUUCUCCACUGUUCCACGAUGCAGAUUCAGAGUUAUCACAAGAUCAGACAGGAGCUUGGGAUAAAGAACCAGACAAUAGCUUAGCCCUUCAAGUAGCUCCCACAGUGCCAUCAAAGCCAAGUGAAGUUGAUGAUGUUACUAAUGUACCAGAAAACACAGUGCUAGGGAAAUUGGGAGCAUUAACACCUCGCUGCCACAAACUUGUGCCUCAGCUGACCUUACACUGGGAGUGGAUUGAUCAAUAUUUAUUGAAGAAAAUCCCUGAAACUUGGAAUGAAAUAGCUUCAGCAAAAUUGAAGAGUAUAGUAAGUCAGAUGCAAACCAUUUUUGAGAAGGAGUUUGGGACGCUUCACAAAUUGGCUGCAGAGUUUCGAUCUCAUAUUGCUCCAGCUCCGUUCAUUUCACCAUUUGUGUCAGAUGCCCAAGCUAAACUGAUGAGUCUUAUUGAUUCUGUAGCCCCAGCUGCAGAUAAACACAACGUAAACUUGUUUUUGGCUUCCAAAAUUGGAAUUGAAAUACGGGAGUCGCUGAUGCAGAGAGCAGUAGAAGUUGGUGAUUGUAGCAGUGAGAUAGCUGAUCAUGUAGAUGUUCGAAUUGAUACCUUGGAAAGUAUGAUAAACAGUAAAUGCUUGAAGAAUGAUAGACUGCUCACAUCCAAAGAUGUGGAUCUUACUGUUCUUACUGUUCAAACUUGGCCAUUACAAGACUUUUUGGCUCUAAUAGGACUGUCUCUGGGGAGAAUUAAUAACAAGAUCCCCAAACAUAUUUCAGAUAUGUUGUGUGUUGCCCCUGGAGUGUUUAAAGAAAUGGCAGCAGUUCUGUCUUGUCCAGGGGUUCAAUCAGGGACUGCAGUUGACACUCACUACUACUUGACAAUGAGACAAAGCACUGCAUUCAGUAAGACACGUUCUUUCUUAGAAUACACACUUCAUUCUUCAGAAGAUGAUCAUGAAAAUGAAAAAGAUAGACAUGCACAUCUCUAUCAUCCAUCUGCAUGUCAGCUUACAUACAUUCUGUCAACAGGCAACAACAGUCCAGGUAGUGGAAAUGAGAACAUUAUAGAAGAGGUUGCUGUUGGACUUCACAUAGAAAAGGUUUCUCAGUUACAGUCAACUCGUUCCACUCUCUGGAGUAACUGGACAUGUCUCACUGAUCCAGAUUCCAGCUAUGAAGCAUCAUUUACAAAAGCUGCUCUUGCUUACAUAGCUUCUACUUUAAGCACUCUAGCUUUCAUUUGUCAUGUUGACAUGCCAUCUAAUGUUGGUGUUUCUGACUUGCAAACGGCAUCAAGUCUUGCAGUAAAACUUGCAGAUUCAAGCCUUAGUUUUAUACCUGAAGAUUGCAAGGAACUACUUCUUGAAAUUGCAGAUACUGUUGUUGAACUUGAGAAGUGCAGCAGUGACUGGCAAACUAAAUCUGCUCUAGCGGCCCAUGCUGUUUUAGCUGUGGGAAUGUUCCGCACAAGCUUGUUGGCUUACAUGGAGCCAGUGGACUCUGCUCAACGUGUGUGCUUUCUCUUGAGGUAUUAUGAAGAAGAAAUGGAGGACUUGCAGUCCAAUAUGAUGUUAGCAGACUGGUGUGAAUGCUUACAAGGUGGUUUAGGUAAUGCUCCUCUAAGACUUUCUCAUCCGCAUAGAAUACUAAUGAAAGAAAGGCAUGAGUAUUUGAAAGAUGAAUCUCAUAAACUAAACCAGAAGGUAGCAUACAGGCCAGACCCACCAACGUAUCCUCAGCUAAAACAAGACAUUCAUCAUUUUCUGUCUACUGUUUUCUAUCUUGAGAAAUUUAAGCAGUUAUUGGUUGGGCUGAAGUGUAAAGAAAGUUCUAUUCAGGAUAAAACCAUAUUGAUGGUAGAUGUUAUGCUCUCUUCCUGUGAUAAUUUUGUUAAGCAAAUGGUCCGCCAGUAUCCUCUUUAUCGAGACAUAACUUACCCACUGCUUCAGUCUGUCACCAUGUCCUGUGAGGCGUUGCGUCUCCUAGUGACACAUGCCCGUAUCCAGAGAGUCAGUGCUAGUUGUGGCACAAAUGUAACUGAGAGCAUGGCCCAGUAUUCUGCAUUCCCUGUUUCCCGAGAGCCUUUGGACCCCUUGAAGCAGCUGAGUAAGCAGAUGGAAGUGAAGCAGACUGUCCCUGUUUUGCUUCCAGAGGAUGAAUAUCCUGGUCAGGCAAAGCUUCUUAGUACGUUGGUACUACGAUCUGUACUUCUAGACCUGUUCAGUACAACUUUGGCUCAAGCUUAUUUAGACAAGAAGGCUGUUCAGAUGAUCAUGCAUUUACUGGAACAAGUCACAACAAUCUGGCGCCAACAGGAAGAGGAAAAGGCUCUGAAAGCACAAGAGAAGGAGAGCCUCUAUCGUUAUAAGGACCGGACUAUGGCUGCAUCAGAGACAGAAGAAGAAACCAUUGAAAGAGAAUUCUCUGAAGCUUUUCCUUCCUUUGAUGAUGAAUUUGAUGAUCUGGAUGGGAUAAACUUAAAUGAUUCGAAGAAAGCGAAAAAGAGAACAAAUAAGGAAAAGGAUGAAGAUGAAGUCUUAGGUCAGUUAAGUGAUAAAGAGGUGCAGGAGAUCAGUGAAUUACAUCGCCUGUUGUUUACUAAUUUGGUGAAUACUUCAUGGCGCAGUGCACCCUCAGCCCCAAGUGUGAGCCCCUCUUCUCAGAUGAUACCAGCAUCAAUCAUAAGACUGCGUGUGUUGCGAACUAUCAUCAACACCAUUGGACCUAUUGCUGGCAGUCACUUGGAUCGAGUAUCACUGGGCGCUCACAUUCUGAGCAACCACAAUUCCUGUGCCAUCCUUACUCAUGAUCCCCCAGCCCCUCUUGUUUCUCACCCAUACAACAUAUAUCUCGAUCCAAAUCCCCAAGAGGCCCUAAAGGUUCGGCCCCUCGUGCAAGCAGUACGUGAACGAGUGGAUGAGCUCUUGCGUUCAUGGCCAGACCACCCUGUACUGAUGAUGGUUAACACAGUGGUAAAUCGAGUAUUAGGAUUUACACUGACUUCACCACUAAUGAGACAUAUUGUAGGCUUAGAAACAAUCCUGGAAAAAGCUCAAGAAUGGGAGAAAAAUGCUCAUGCUAGUGUCUCUAUGAUGGAGCAACUGGAAGCUGUGACACAUCAGAUCAUAGAGUGGAGGAAACUGGAGCUACAUGGCUGGAAAAACUGUCUGAAUAUGAUAACCCAUAAGGUUGCAACUGAAGGAAGGAAGUGGUGGCCUCACCUAUAUGAAGCAUUCCAAGUUGCACUUGCAGAAAAGGUCUCUUUGGAUGAAGUAUCGAAAACCCUGAAACAGUUCCUUGAGACCUCUCUGCUGGGAGAUUUCCAGCUCCGCUUGGAAAUGCUGUAUGCUUUCCACUGUAAUCUUGCUGUCCUAGAAAAGAGUAAGCUUGUUGAGAAACUCCUGGCUCUCACAUGGAAUCUCCACCAAUAUUACCUACAGUACUUACCUGAAGUCACUGCCACAUUAAGUAAAGCAAGAAAGCCCAUUGACAAGGAAGUAAAAGGCUUUGUGAAAAUUGCACAGUGGCGUGAUAUCAACUUCUUCUCUGUACGUGAGUCUGUGAAUAAGAGCCAUCGGACUUUGCAUCGUCAUAUGCGUAGUUGGGAGAAGAAGCUCAGGCAGCCUGCUUCUCCACUGUUCCACGAUGCAGAUUCAGAGUUAUCACAAGAUCAGACAGGAGCUUGGGAUAAAGAACCAGACAAUAGCUUAGCCCUUCAAGUAGCUCCCACAGUGCCAUCAAAGCCAAGUGAAGUUGAUGAUGUUACUAAUGUACCAGAAAACACAGUGCUAGGGAAAUUGGGAGCAUUAACACCUCGCUGCCACAAACUUGUGACCUCGACUUUGAAGACUCUGCCCUAUGCAUCCCAUAUAGAAAUGGUUGAAGAGAUGACUGCUGCAGUCAUUUCUAGUUACCAGGAGUUACAGGCAGCAGCCACAAAGGCAGAAGGCAUCUCAGAGUCUGAGAAUCGUUUGAAGUCAUUACGUAGUGUAAUGCAACGCCGCAGGGAUUCCCUAGCUCAGCUGUUCAAGGCACUCACAGCUACUGGUGUCACUUAUACCCGUGGAAAUAGUAUGUGGAGUGAUGGGGAUGUUGAGAAGUGUUUACAUCUCCCACCACUGAAUUUAGAAGUUGCUCAUUCAGGUAGUAAAUCCUUGAAAUCUGCUAGAGAAGCUUGGGCAGGCUGUCAGAAGUACCUGGACAGGUGCAUUGGAAGACAAACCCGACUCCUGACAGCCCUCCAACAACCUCAUGGCGAUCUAGGGCCUGAGCUCAUCAAAAGGUUGCGUGGUGUGUCAUGCUACCUCUUCAUUUUGGCUAGAGACCAACGAAAGGCAUUAGCAAGUAUUAGUGGUGACAGUCGUAGACUAAGUAACAUUUUGCAAGAUGUAGCAACUGUAACUCCUGAAUGCCACCCAGUUGUUUCUCUUAAGAUUGGCUGGCAAACACUUCAUGGAUUAGCUACUUCCCUUGCUCUAACAACAAUGGAGGUAUGUGCAUUGCUAGACACUGUGCCUACAUCUCCUCCUCUCUUGUUAUUGAAAGAAAACUCUGCAGUGCCUGAUGAGAAAGAUCUAGAGGAAGCAAAAAUCAUUCUUGGAGAUAUUGAAAAGUUGGCUACAUAUUUUGCCAGGAAGUUAGCCAAACAAAUGGAACUUUUUGAUGAGGAUCGCAUGCUAACAGUAGAACACACCAAAGUUUUUAGAGAAACCAUGAAGGAAUUUAUCAUUGUGGGUGACAAGAUUCAGAAUGUUACAGUAUUACUGUCUUCAAGUAAGGACACUCAUUUGCCUGUUACUGACCCCCUGAACAUUUGGGUGAGAAGUUGGAAAUCAGUGGAGGCCAAUCUCACUUCUUUGAUGGACUCAGAAUCACAAAUACAAGCUAUCAGUGAUGACAGCAUUAGACAUGUUGAGUAUUGUCUAACACAGGUAUUGUUAGGAGUUGAACACGUAUACAAGCUGCAUAAGAAGCAACAGGAAGAUCACGAUGAUGAAGAAACUCCCAAGAAAGAUUUAACAGAAGGAUUAGUGGAAAAUUUGGAAAAUGACAGGAAAGCCUUGAGACUUGGGAAGGUGGUGAAAAUCCUAGAAGAUUUAGUGAAGAAAAGUGAAAAUCAUCCACAAAUCUUGCUCGUAUUGAAAUCCUCCCUACCUUUGAUAGAACAGUACCAAGCAUUGUGCCAAUCAGUACUUACAUAUAUGGCCCAUAGCAACAGAAGUAUUAGCAAAUUCGCAUCUGUUAUUAUGGCAAUUUUCCAUCAGUUAGCUGUCAAAGGCUUCUGUCGGCCUAAGGAACUUGAGGAGGAGGCUGGAGAAGAGGGUGCCACGAAGUUUGAAGAUAGCGAAGGAACAGGCCUUGGAGAUGGUGAAGGACAGAAGGAUAUGUCUGAUCGAUUAGAAUCUGAAGAUCAGUUGGAGUCUGCUCUCCAGGAGGGAGAAAGUGAGAAAGAGGGUGAUAAAGACUUGAAGGAAGAUGAGGGAGUGGAAAUGAGUGAAGACUUUGAAGGCAAGAUGCAAGACGUAGAAAAGGGAGAUGAAGAUGAUGACAAUGAGAGCGAAGAUGACGAUGACAAGGAUAUGGAGGAGCAGAUGGGAGAGACGGAAAAGGGCGCUGAAAAACUCGAUGAAAAAGUUUGGGAUGAUAAUGGAGAGAGUGAUGAGGAGGAUGAAGAAAAGAAAGAGGAAGAUGAUGGAACAGGUGAAGAGAUCGAUGGGGAAUCAAAAAUGGUCGCUAAAGAUGAGAGGAAGAGCAACAAGGGAAGAGAUCAGGAUCAGAAAAAGAAAGAGAAACUCAAAGAAAUGGAGGAUAAGUUAAGAGAGAAUGAGGAUAAGGGUGAAGAGGAAGAGGAGUAUGAUGACAAUUUCAAGGACGACUAUGGUGGAGAGGAAGGCAUGGAGAAUGAAGAUGAGGAACCACCCAUGCAAUUACCUGAGGACAUGAACUUAGGUGAUGACACGGGUGAAAGGAGUGAUGCCAGCGAAGGCGAGGGCGAGGGUGAGAAUGAUGGAGAGGGUGAAGAGAACAUGGAGGAAGAAAAUCCAUUUGAAUUUGACGAGAUGGGUAUCUUGCCAGAGGAAGCGCUAGAGCCAAAGAAGAAGGGAGAAGAAGAAGAAGAAGGAGAGGGAGGAGGAGAAGAAGAGAAUCAGACAAAGGAUGAAGCAGCUGAAGAGGAAGCAAAGGAAGAAGAGAAAGACAAAGCAGAUGAUGACAAAAACAGUGAGAAAAACAGGGGUGAAAAGCCCCAGGGAACAGAGGAAGAAAUGGAAAAGAAAGAGGAUGAAGAUAAGACGAAGAACGAAGAUAAAGCAGACGCAUCAAACGAUCAAGACAGCAAGACCAACGCAGAGGCAGCAGAGAUGGACACUACCCAAGCAAGCAAAGAUAUGACAAAACAAAAGCCAACGGAAGACGCAGGAGCUCAGCCCGAGCUGGACGACGACGAGAAGCAGGAAGAGCACGGCCAGACGGGAGAGCAAACGGAAGACCAGGAAGGUGUGGGUGAGUCGGAGAGUCGCACGCGCGAGGAAGCCCACGAAGGAGAUAACUCUGCUUUGGUUACCGAAGAUGCAGCCAACGAUAACACCGAUAUGGAGAAGCCCCGUCGACCAGGAGAGACGGACGAUGAUCGAACGCUAGGGGACGAAGAAAAUAGAGCGCAACAAGGUCUCAUGUCAGUGAAUCCAAGACGGCGGAACGACCAACGCCAAAAGCAGCAAGAACAGGAGGAAAAGAAGUCCAGCAAAGAGUAUGAGCACAUAAACAAGGCCCAGAGCCAUUUCGACAAGCAGGUCGUGGAUGCCGGGACACAGGAGCAGGCCCAGGAAGCCCCUGCCCCUGCCAACACGGAGGAGGACGAGGACAACAAAAUGGAGAACGAGGAGAUGAUGGAUACUCCCAUGGAGGUUGAUGAGGACCUAGGCGAGGCUGAAGACGAAAAGGAAGCACUGGGACAAGACAAAGAAAGAAACGAAGGCAAGGACAGAGGUCAGUCGCAGCCUGAUCCCCAGGGAGAAGAUGCCAAGGUGGAAACGGAGGGAGAGAUUAUCCUUGCGGCCACUGUGGAGCGCGCACCGGAGAGCUUCAUUCACACCCUCUUAACAGACGAAAAUGAAUAUGAAGAAGGAGAAGAUGCAUACACAUUUAAUGAGAAUGAAGAAGAAACUAGACAGGACAUCGAGACUACUGCUGUACAGACCGAGGACAGUGAUGCAGCUUGGACGAAGCACGAAGCCCGUGUGGCAAACAUGGCAUUGCAGUUGUGUGAGCAGUUGCGUCUCAUUUUAGAACCAACACAGGCUGCUAGAUUACGUGGAGACUACAGAACGGGAAAGAGAUUGAACAUGCGUAAAGUGAUACCCUACAUUGCUUCUCAGUUUAGGAAAGACAAGAUCUGGCUCAGAAGAACGCAACCCAGCAAACGAACAUAUCAGAUAAUACUAGCAGUGGACGAUUCCGAGUCCAUGGCUGAAACACGAACAAGUACUUUAGCAACCGAGAGCGUGGCCUUGGUAACAAAGGCGCUCACACUCCUAGAAUCCGGUGAAGUAGGUGUCCUCAGUUUUGGAGCUUCGACAAACGUCUUGCACCCAUUAGGCGAUACCUUCAGUGACGAGUCGGGAAGCCGUAUUUUAGCCAACCUAACAUUCGAACAGAAAAUGACGAACUUUGGUAAACUCUUAGAGGAUGCUGUGGCCAUUUUCAAGGGAGUGAAGAGAUACAGCUCCCAUGGAAACCCAGACACCGCCCAGCUGCUUAUCAUCCUAAGCGAUGGUCAGACUCAUACCAGGGCAGAACAGGUCAAAGCUGCUGUUAGAAGAGCACGAUUAGAGAGGGUCUUCAUAGUUUUCAUUGUUCUCGAUGCAAAAGAUAGCCAGUAUUCUUUCUACGAUAUCCUCGUGUAUGAGAAAGGUGAGAUGCGUCCGCUCGUGGAGACCUUCCCCUUUCCAUUCUUCUUGGUGGUGAGGGACCUGGAGACUCUGCCGCAAGCCUUGUCAACCGCACUUCGACAGUGGUUCGAGCUUGUUACAGCGGAUGCCAAGCAUUGAUGUGUUAUGUUUAGAGAAAUAUGAUAGCGUGUUUAUUUAUGAAGAAUUAUUAUUUUUGUUGAACUUUUGUAAAUCUGUUACAAUAAAUGUAAAAGCUACAAAUGAAUACGUAGGGAUGUAAAUGUUAUAAAUAUUAGCUUAAUUUAUAAGAAAUAAAUUCUUAUACAAUGACCAAGAAUGUGAAAUAUUCA
Penaeus indicus is the source of this 19391-nucleotide messenger RNA. Its product is annotated as midasin-like. The record is from RefSeq and is a predicted model, not a curated record. Gene Ontology annotation, biological process: ribosomal large subunit export from nucleus; ribosomal large subunit assembly. Lineage: Eukaryota; Metazoa; Arthropoda; Malacostraca; Decapoda; Penaeidae. Gene Ontology annotation, molecular function: ATP binding; ATP hydrolysis activity. Gene Ontology annotation, cellular component: preribosome, large subunit precursor; nucleus.